CUUCAGUUGGGGACCUUCGGCUCAGCCCGUCCCGCCGCUGCGAACGGGAGUGCUGGUGGAAGCCGAGGCGGUAGUACACGCUGCAGCGACUGAGGCCAAGGAGGAAGCACCAUGUCCGAGCCGCCCCCGCGGGGGGCCGAGCGCGACCUUUUCCGGGACACGUGGGUGCGGUACCUGGGCUACGCCAAUGAGGUGGGGGAGGCCUUCCGCUCCCUGGUGCCUGUAUCUGUUGUGUGGCUGAGCUACGGUGUGUCCAGCUCCUACGUGCUGGCUGAUGCCAUUGACAAGGGCAAGAAAGCAGGAGACGUGCCAAGCCCUGAGGCAGGCCGCAGCACCAGGGUGACCGUGGCCAUGGUGGACACCUUCGUGUGGCAGGCUUUGGCCUCUGUGGCCAUCCCAGGCUUCACUAUCAACCGUGUGUGUGCUGCCUCUCUCUAUAUCCUGGGCACUGCUACCCGCUGGCCUCUGGCUGUCCGCAGGUGGACCACCACCGCACUGGGACUACUGGCCAUCCCCAUCAUCAUCCACCCCAUCGACAGGUCAGUGGACUUCCUCCUGGACUCCAGCGUGCGCAAGCUCUACCCCUCUGUGGAGAAGCCCAGUUCCUCCUGACCCCACCUGUCCUGUGGGUUGGCCCACUCCCUGCUCUGUUCCAACUCCCUCCUCCUGCCAGGGGUUGCGGAUGCCUGGCUCUCUGGGAUCCGAGGCCCUGGCACCUGAAUGGGUUUAAGCUGGACGGAAACUGAGAGACAAAAACCCUCAGAGCAGCAGCUACGGUGACUCACAGACAGGAUCUGAACCCCAUCUGCUUCCAUGGAAUCUGUGAUACUGAGUUGGACUGGACUGUGAGUGGGCCCAGCCCUGUCUUUUGACAGGACAAUAACAUACUCCCAUGGAGGGUAAGGAGACUAAGGGCCAGACAAGGCAAGGAAUAUGGCCAAGAUCACUUGGCAAGCUGGGGACCUACAGGAUUCCCAACGGCUCAGCCAGGUCACCCCAUGGCAGUGUUGCUGACGGAGGAGCAGCAGGCACUUGGAGAAAUGCAGAAGAACACUAGUGGGGACCCUGAGGACUGAUUCUCUGGCAGCCCCUUCCUGAUGCAGGGGCUGCUGGGGUCUGGCUGGAAGGCAGCACAGCCCCCGGUCCAAUAAAUCCUCAAGAAGUUGA
Lagenorhynchus albirostris (white-beaked dolphin) is the source of this 1167-nucleotide messenger RNA. It is a transcript of the gene MTFP1, whose product is annotated as mitochondrial fission process 1. Gene Ontology annotation, cellular component: mitochondrion. NCBI's taxonomy places the organism in Eukaryota, Metazoa, Chordata, Mammalia, Artiodactyla, Delphinidae. The transcript is spliced from 4 exons. The record is from RefSeq and is a predicted model, not a curated record. Bases 112 to 612 code for a protein of 166 amino acids. Gene Ontology annotation, biological process: mitochondrial fission.